AUGCCUGAAGUUGGGUUGGUGGCAGCUCCAGUGGGCGAGACUUCAGAUUUCUCCAGCAUUUCAGAUCUCCAGGUCACCAUUUUGAUUGUAUUUCUUCUUACUUCUAGCAUUGCUACUUUGACACUCAUCCUGCGGCUGUACACUGGAGCAUUUCUGGUCCGGACUCUGAAGUUUGAUGCGUUCUUUCUCUUCUCAGCAUGGGCUGUGUACCUCUCCUCCUUUAUCACCAUGGUCAGAGUGAUGCCGUGCGGCUUUGGCAAACACGCCUGGAACAUAACAGAGAGCGGGUACCAGUGCUACAAGAGUGUGCUUCUCUUCCUCGGUGUAUCCUAUUUCUUCCCGCCAGCCCUCGUGAAGCUCUCUGUCGUCAUCCUCUACCUCCGAAUCGACCCUUCACGCUUCUUCCGGAUCGUGCUAUACUUCAUCGCUUUAUCAUGCACUGCCUACACCAUUGCCUUCACCGUCAUACUCUCGGGCCCCUGCAACCCACUCGAACAGAACAGCAGCGUUUGCCUCAACAAUGUCGCCCUGGCCCAGGCCAUGCUGAACAUUACAAUGGAUAGCGCGCUACUCGUAAUGCCCAUGGUGACAAUUCAUAGGCUGAAGAUGGAGAGAAGGCAGAAAAUGGCCGUGAUACUGAUUCUGGCCAUAGGCUCCGGGACCGUCAUAGCAUCCUGCAUUCGCAUUGCCUAUAUCCGCACUAUGGUCAACAACCCGGACGUGCUCUGGACCCAAGGCAGCGCGGCCAUCUGGAGCGCUGUGGAAAUCAACAUUGGUAUCCUGUGUAACUGCCUCGCAAUGCUCAGACCGUUUGUGCGUCGCCAUUUACCGUCGCUCCAGAGCUUUAUCGGCAUUGGUAGUCGAUCGUGCUGGAAGGGAAAGAAAAGAGCAAGAUACCUUCACAGGGAAAGGAGAGGUCGUGAUGGGAAUGGAUCAUACGAGCUGCACAGCUUUGGGAGGGACAUAGAACUAGGCGACAACGUGGGCCAGGCGAGUGUUCACAUCGAGGGAGGGGACAAGGUCAAUGGCGGACGGGCUGCGCAGGAGGAAGCGGAGAGGCUGGGAGGUAUCCUGGUCACCAAGACCGUGAGUGUGAGCAGGUCAAGGGACAGUGACAGGAGCACGCAAGAUAUCCUAGUGGGGGCGAGGCUCGACGGCCUCCCUGCUCCCUCGAGCAGGGCCAAAACGAGAUACGUAAUUUGA
Molecule: messenger RNA, 1203 nt
Organism: Cryphonectria parasitica EP155
Lineage: Eukaryota; Fungi; Ascomycota; Sordariomycetes; Diaporthales; Cryphonectriaceae
Exons: 5
Coding region: 1-1203 (400 amino acids)
Source: RefSeq, a predicted model, not a curated record